AGAAAAGAAAAGAUGGAGGACGCUAACGAGAGAAUACAGACUCACGAAGAAAUUUAACAGCUCUCUUAUGUUUGGACAGAAGGCGCACACGUUUUUCACGGUGUUGCUCGCACAGCAAAAGGAGGAAAUAAAGUCUGGCGAAAUACAUCAGUCGAUUCGUGGCCAUUUUCUGUUCCACUCAAAUAGUUUGAGAGCCGUUACAGUGAAAAACGUGUCCUGUUAGGGCCAAAUAAAAGACUUGUCCAUCGUGGCCAAGUGAAAAAUACGUGUUGGCCAAGUGAGGAACGUGGCCCAGUGUAAAACGUCGCAGCCAAGUGAAGACCGUUGUGGCCAAGAAGACGCGACCGUUGUGGCGAAGCGGUCCCGCUGGCCAUAGUGGAGAAACUGGUCCCUUUGGUGAAGAAGACGGUGGCUCAUGCGCCGUUGAUGAAGUAUACAUCCCGCGACUUCCCGACGGAGGAGGCCUGUCGCUACCGGUGAGAGAGGGAUUGCAGCCGACGAAGGAGGGCGAUCGAGCGGCGAGGGAUUAACGCGACUUCGGCGUGACGGUGCUACGUGAGAUCGAAGCCUGCAUCGACAUCUUCAUUUUCAUGGAUCGACAGCAGCUGGAUUUCCAACUUUCAGCAUCUUUACCAAUGGAAAUAUAGCGGAUUACAAUUCAUCUCAUCAACACAAGUCUUCAAUAAGCACAAGCUUCUCAUGGAAACCAGGUCAGACUGUAUCUACCACAAUUAAUAUUUAAAAAAUAAAAUAAAAUUUAAAAAAAAGGGUUACAUGGACAAAAGUUAAAGACUGUUUUUUGGAUAUGUUUUAAGUUCUCUUCGUGUUGUGAUACUAGUUUGGCAAAAUAUUGGUUUUACAUUGUGAAAUAUUUGAAGUGCAUUGUGCAGAUAUUUUGAAAUGGAAAGUACUUCAGAAGCACGUGUUUUAGAGUACGUAAUCAAAGCUCUAGAAGAUGAAAAGUCUGCGUUAGAGAUUAAAUUAUUGGAUGAUCUUGAAGACGCAGAAAAGGAAGAGAUUGAAAUACGUUUAAGUGAAAUCCAUGCAGACCUUGAAAUACAAAAUUUUGGUCAACAUCCAAUGCUACCUGCAUUUGAAGUUGAAACAGGAGUUAGGCGUUCAGAGAGAGAAAAACAUCUAACUGACAAAAUGUUAGAAUGGAAAAAAGAUGACAUAACAAGUAAAGAAAGGCAUUUUAUGUCAACCUAUUUGCAAUUUAAAGCCGAGGUUCAAUUAACAAGAUCCAAACUGAAGGUGGCAUGCUCUAAGUUUGAGUUAAGUGAUAUGAUUCAAAGGGUUGCAAAAUGUGAGUCAGAUGUAGGACAAAAGUAUUUUCCUUUACGAACACUGAUCACACCAUCUCAAGACAUAAGGAGAAAAAUGGACAGUUGUAGCUCAGUCUCCACAGAAAUAAUAAUGCUUCUAAAAAGGCGUUAUGCAGAUGUUGACAAAGAAUUUGAUGCACAAGCUACAAAAGAGUCACUAGCCCAGCUAUUGCAAAGAGAAGAUGCAAAGUCAAUAUUCGGCUCAACAGUGUCAAGACUUGAAAGUCGGUACAAAAGUUCUAGUGAGCAUGAAAGUCAAUUGUCUGCCAAAAAAGCCGAAGCAGCAGUACGUUUAGCUUCAAAACGAGCAGAAAUAAUAAGAGAAAGGGAAAUCUCCGUGCAAAGGCAGGAGAUACUAGCUCAGCAGGAAAGGUUGAAAAUGUUGGAAAACCGAAGAGAUCUUGAGGCAAUAGAGGCAGAAUACAAUGCAUAUGUUGAAGAGGAAUCAAAGAUGAAUGCUGAAAUAAAUGCUAGUGAAAUAAAAGUCACUUCUAGUCAGCCUUCAAUACAACAGAACAUUGUCCCGCGCCCACAAGUUCUUCAUGAUCCAGCGCUAGCAACCUUACCUGAUGUAAAAAUUACACCGAUUUCCCAAAAUGUGUCGGUCCCACAAAUUCAUGAUAGCAAUACGGUGCUAAGGAACAGUGAAGUAGCGCUAGUUCAAGCGUUAAAAGAAUCGCUUACUAUGACUAGACUACCAGCCCCAGAGCCAUUCAUAUUCAGUGGAGAUCCGUUGAAGUUCAUCGAAUGGAACACCUGCUUUAAAGCUCUCAUAGAAACUAGCUGUAUUAAUCCAGCACACAGACUGUUCUAUUUGAAAAAAUACCUAAGUGGAGAAGCACUUACUGUGCUAGAGGGGACAUUUUACCGAAGCGAUGAAGAAGCCUACCAUCAAGCUUGGGAUGCCUUGAAUAAACGUUAUGGCCAUCCUUUUGUUGUCCAGAGAGCCUUCAGAGGAAAAUUGAGCAGUUGGCCAAAAAAUUGGGUCAAAAGAGUCUCUCAAAUUGCGAGAGUUUAG
Molecule: messenger RNA, 2343 nt
Organism: Corythoichthys intestinalis (scribbled pipefish)
Lineage: Eukaryota; Metazoa; Chordata; Actinopteri; Syngnathiformes; Syngnathidae
Exons: 2
Coding region: 901-2343 (480 amino acids)
Source: RefSeq, a predicted model, not a curated record